AUGACAUUGAAAAACAUAGUUGAGGAUCAAAUGGCUUCUCGUAUGUGUAUCCUAAAAAACCCAAUAACAUGGAUUGUUAUUCUUGUCCCAUUGUUUCUAUGUGCUGGUUUUUCGUGUACUUUUUGUUUCUCUCUCCUCAUCACCUCUUUAGUUUUGAUUCUAUCCACUCUUUUCUUCACAUUUUCAAAACAAAACCCAGCCCUUGUGAGGAUCCCAGUUCAAGAUGAAGCUCUCAGCUCUGAUAAGAAAUGCCCACUUCAGGUUGAAGAAGAAUCAAUACAACAGCCUCAAAGUGAAGUUAUUACAGAGAUUACAGAAGUUCAAGAAAAUGGAGUAGUGGUGCAUAGUCAAGACUAUGUGGCUAGAUCACUUGAUUUGUGUUUGGAAAAUGAAAGCAUUGAUCACCCAACUUCAAGUGAAGAUUCUGAUGUUGACUGGUCAUUUUCUGGCGAGGCGGGUCGUGGCCCGGACUGCUCUGAUGGUUCGAUUUCCGACGAGGAAAGCCUGAUUGAAAUUGCUCUUCCAAGUGGCCAAUCCAUUGGUUCAAAAGAAGCAAGUCCCAAGUUUAAUUUGCUGCAAAAGUUGCCAGAUUUCUCAUUAGAAUCCAUUUUUAAGCAAGACAGCCUAGUGGAGCUUUUAGCAGAGAUCAAUGAGGUGAAUGAGGAAGAAAAUCUGAUUGAGAUUGACAUUUCCAUGGGCUCCAUCAAGUGUUCAAGGUUUGAGAUUGAAGCAUAA
Messenger RNA from Ilex paraguariensis (yerba mate), 735 nucleotides. The record is from the annotation of a GenBank genome assembly. NCBI's taxonomy places the organism in Eukaryota, Viridiplantae, Streptophyta, Magnoliopsida, Aquifoliales, Aquifoliaceae.